CCGGCGCGGCCGCCUGAGACGCGAAGGCAAGGCCGGGGCUCCGGCGACCUGUUGUUGGACGCCCGUGCUGCGGCUGCCCGAGUUCAGCUUCGACGGGCCCGAUCGCGCCCGUGGGAGAGGCGGCGAAGGCGGCGGCACCUCUCUGUGCCUCCGCUUCCCCGAGCCGCCAGCCAUGGAGAUGAGCCCGGCGCGGGCGUCGUCGAGCAGCGGAGGCGUCGCCGUCGUCGACCCGGCGGACCUGACCAGGCAGGACGCGCAGACGGUGUGCGAGGCUCUGGGCUGCUACGAGGAGACGCUCCGCGGCGCCGUCAAGGAGAUCCGCGUGGACAUCCAGGCCUUCAAGAGCGGCGUGGACCGGCAAGUGGCGGAGGUGCUGCGCCUGGCCAGCCCGCUGGCGCACACGGUGGCCGAGCUCCAGCAGGAGAACCAGCAGCUGCGGGCGCAGGUGGAGCGCUUGGCCCAGCAGGUGGAAGCCCUUGGCCGGGCGGCCGGGCUUCCCGGCGCCUGGAGCCCCGAGCCCGCCUCCCCGACGGCCCGGCGGAGCAGCAGCGGUGGCGGCAGCACCCGCUUCGCCAGCCACGCCAAGCUCGCCCUGUGCGGCAAGAGCCAGAGCCUGGACUUUGAUGAUCGGAAUGACUUUGAGAGAAGGAGAAUUCCUGAUUCGGCUGCAGUUGAGAACGGGCACCAUCAGCCCUUGGGGGAUUCUCCCCUCGAGGCCCAUGCGCCAGCAGUGACUCUGCGGAUGCCACACCUCCCAGUGACAGCAGUGACCAGGGUCUCGGAAACCUAUUCAGGAGAAACUGUCGGGCCGCCAGCCAUGCCGAAUAUUCCCAGCGGGCAGCAGAGUGAGGCUGUGUCGAAAAUGUCAAACCAAGCAGUGAAGAACUGGACCGGCAGCACCGUGAGAACAGCAAGCACCUCCGUGAGCUCAGAGAAAUUCUCUUCUGUGACAAAGUCUAUGUCAGCCACAAGCUAUGGAGCACAGGCGAGUGAAAGCACCGUGGACAGCCAGCGGGACACGGCUCCUAAAUCAGGCUCCCCACCUGCUAUGCUCCAUCGGCAGGUGGAAAAGCGGAGGGAGCUUGUGCGAUCUCAGACGCUGCCACGCACCUCCGGGACGCAGGCCAGGAAGGCGCUAUUUGAGAAGUUUGAGCAGGAAAGCGGGAAGGCAAAAGGUGAGGGACGGGCCAAGCUGAAGAGAUCCCAGAGUUUUGGGGUGGCCAGUGCCAGCAGCAUCAAGCAAAUCCUCCUCGAGUGGUGCCGUUCUAAAACCAUUGGCUACAAGCACAUCGACCUGCAGAACUUCUCCUCCAGCUGGAAUGAUGGGAUGGCAUUUUGUGCCCUGGUUCACUCCUUCUUCCCUGAAGCCUUUGAUUACCAGACGCUGGACCCUGCCAAGCGCAAGGAGAACUUUGAACUGGCCUUCACAAUGGCCGAGAAAAUGGCCAGCUGUGAACGCUUGAUCGAAGUGGACGACAUGAUGCUGAUGGGCCGCAAGCCGGACCCCAUGUGCGUCUUCACCUAUGUGCAGUCGCUCUACAACCAUCUCCGGCACUUCGAAUGAUGCCACGACAAGGCGCUGCCGCCGCCACCGCUGCCGUCGCCACCUGUCCCCUAGAGGACUGGGACCCUGCACAGAUGGGAGUACCCUGCAGCAGCAACCACUUGUCCUUGUGCAGUUGCGGGGGGAGGCUGGGAUGAAGGGGGUGCAGGGCUAGCAGGCUCUUUUCCCCAAGGAUGGGGGGCAGCUGCCUCCCUCCCCCUUCUCGCUCUCUCUAGGCAGCUGGGCAUGGAGAAGGUGCUCUUGCCGUGCAGUUUCCCUUUCCUAAGCAGGCACAGACUCAGCUGGGCAUAGCGCCAAGCCAGCCAGGCUCAUCUGGCUGCUGGAAGGUGCUGAUGGCUGUGAGGGGGAAUUUUGGCAUGCUCCAUCUCCUCCCCAGCCAGCUAAAGCAGGGAACGCUGUCACCUGCCUGGAAGCCAGAUCCAUCAGGUAUGGCCAACAUCUCCUCCCCCCCCGUUUUCUUGUGAUAUGAUUGGUGACUAAGGCCAGGCAACAAUUCCCCGAUAGUGUGCCACUGGCAAGUUCCCAAAUGAUCCCCCCUUUGUGGAGGCAACCCAGUUCAGUUUCUUUUUUAAGGCUGGCCGGAGCCUCGUUUGUCUAGCCAAAGCAGCUCUUCCACAUGUGGUAAGCCUGACUGCAGAACAGUCCCCCCCCCCGUCUGGAACUGGAGCUGCAAGUCAGAUGGGAAAGUGUAGGGGGAGGGGCACUGCUACGAGUGCGGGGGUGCUCAGUUUUCCUGCUUUGGACACAACUGAAGCUGGGUUAGAGGGCAUGGGCCUCCCUGCAUCACAAUUGGGCAGAGCAGGAACUUGUUCCAGAGAAACAACACGAUGCACAGGGAUCCCUGUAUUCAGAUGCCUUCCUAGGCAAAACUUCCUCAGCUUUAAAACAAAAAUCCCCCAAAUUCUGAACAAGUUUCCUGUGCAAGGCCUACUUUAUUUCUGUUGGGUCUGGGAAGAACAAAGGUGCUCGGGAAUGCACGAGAGGCCCUGCUGCACACACAUACCUGCGGCCAUUCUGCCCAACCCACCCUCUGGCACAAAAUGGCUUUUCGCUGCUUCUGGAGGGUUCCCAUCCCCAAACCCACCUGCUCCCUCAUCCAGUUUGGAAGGACACACAUACACACCCUAGUUCCAGCCCUGCUUUUUUUCGGGGGGGGGAGACUUCUCACUGCAAGAGCUAUGCCUGCCAUCAGCCCAAGGGCUACUCCAACUGUUGUGCAAGAGCUUUGUUGGAGGAGGGCUGCUGGGAAAGGUUACCUAAUGCUAUGCCAGCCUUAUGUGCAUGUAGCAGGGGAAGAGAGAAGAGACGUGCCUAAUGUCCCUCUUCAAACACCUGCACUGCCACUUGCACCCCAAACCUUCUCUUCCCUCAAAAAGGUGCUCCCUGCACAGCUGCCAGCUUGCUCGGGCCAGCAGGAGCCACACGUGCCCUUCUCGGCUUCCUUGCUGAUAUUUAUAUCUCUGUCUAUAUAUAUAUGAAACAUGACUGGUUCUGUACAGAUGGCCAUUUCUAAACCGUAUAUAUUAAAAGGCAGCUCUGUUUGA
Molecule: messenger RNA, 3108 nt
Organism: Rhineura floridana
Lineage: Eukaryota; Metazoa; Chordata; Lepidosauria; Squamata; Rhineuridae
Gene: SMTNL2
Product: smoothelin like 2
Exons: 9
Coding region: 173-1564 (463 amino acids)
Biological process (GO): positive regulation of vasoconstriction; actin cytoskeleton organization
Cellular component (GO): I band; microtubule organizing center; M band
Molecular function (GO): protein phosphatase 1 binding; tropomyosin binding
Source: RefSeq, a predicted model, not a curated record